Soboliphyme baturini is the source of this 378-nucleotide messenger RNA. The record is from the annotation of a GenBank genome assembly. NCBI's taxonomy places the organism in Eukaryota, Metazoa, Nematoda, Enoplea, Dioctophymatida, Soboliphymatidae.
AUGCGUGUGAACGCAUCUAAAACGAAAAGCCUAGUGCUUUCUUGUUCUCCUGCUCGUUGCUCUCUUCAGAUUAACGGAGAGGCAGUGGAGCAGGUGGAGAAGUUCGAGUACCUCGGAACUGUAUUUACUAGUGAUGGAAAGUUGGAGGAAGAGAUCGACGGUCGAGUUGGAGUAGCCAGUGACGUUCUGCGUGAACUAGCCCGACCCACUGUGACGAAAGCAGAACUCAGUCUGAAAACUAAGCUCUCAAUAUUCAAGUCAAUCUUUAUCCCCGUACUUACCUACGGUCAUGAAUCGUGGACCGUCACUGAAAAACUUCAAACCCGGGGACAAGCUGCUGAAAUGGGCUUUCUUAGACGAGUCGCUGGCUUUAUACGC